Mus caroli (Ryukyu mouse) is the source of this 7568-nucleotide messenger RNA. RefSeq names its product GLIS family zinc finger 3 (gene Glis3). Lineage: Eukaryota; Metazoa; Chordata; Mammalia; Rodentia; Muridae. The record is from RefSeq and is a predicted model, not a curated record. Gene Ontology annotation, biological process: regulation of transcription by RNA polymerase II. Gene Ontology annotation, molecular function: RNA polymerase II cis-regulatory region sequence-specific DNA binding; DNA-binding transcription factor activity, RNA polymerase II-specific. Gene Ontology annotation, cellular component: nucleus.
CUGCGCCGCCGGGGCAGCCCAGAGCGCGGCGCGCAAGGGCACCGGCGCCAGGGGCCGCGCACCUCGGGGCCGCGGCGGGCCCGGGUCCAGGCUCGCACCGGCGCUCUCUAGCCGCGACCCAGCUCAGGCAGCCAGCAUCCCGAGCCCGGCCCCUCCAGGCGUCGCCCUCGGCCCCGAGCGAGGAUGAGCACCCCGGGCCAGGCAUGAAGUCGCCUCCCAACUUUGUAAAGACAUGACUGGAGUGUGCCUGUGCGUAGCGCGGACAGGGAGCUGAUGCGGAGAGUCGGCCCGCUGCCCUGCCUCCUCCUCCUCCCAGGGCCGCCGCCGUCGCAGCCUCGCGCGGGCACACACACGGCCCUCCGGCCGCAGUUCCGCGCUCCGGCCACGGGCUUGGAUGCGAGUUUUCCUUUCCGAAGGAGACAGAGCCCGCGUGGAGCGCUGAGGGGGGCUCAGCCUCCACCCACGCAUCGCUAGUGCUGUCACGAGCGGGCUGGCCGGGAGAAGGGACCCGCUCGCCUAGCUUUGUUGUGGAAAUCCGGUUACCUGACUUACCACCUAUCAGAUGGAUAACUUAUUGCCUUGCCUUGAAAGAAUCAAUAGUGCCAUUGGAUAUUGAUUAGCGUGGCCUCAGGGCUCUCAGAAUGAAUGGAAGGUCAUGUGGCAUGAAUCUCCACCGGACAUCAAGAACCCCACAGGGGCCUGGGCUACUCGGUGGUCAGCAUAUCCCUCCCAUCAGAGCCCACGCAGGCACUCCCUGCUCCUCUUCCUGUGCCAGCACGCCGAGCCCCAGUAUUGGAAGUCUUGCUAACAGUCUUCACCUCAAGAUGUCCUCGGGAGCAGGGAUGGCUCCUCAGAGCAACAUGGCCGCAAGCCCCAUCCAUCUGCCUGCCCUGAGCCCCAGGAGACAGUUACUCGCCAAUGGGAAGCCUCAGUUCCAGGUCACCCCGGCUGGUGUCAUGGCAGCACCACACACUAUAAAGCCCAAACAGCAAGAAUUUGGAGACCCCUUCUCUCCAAAUCCCGAGAAAGGGGCUCUUGGCUUUGGGCCUCAGUGCAAGUCCAUUGGAAAAGGCAGCUGCAACAAUCUAGUGGUCACCAGCAGUCCCAUGAUGGUUCAACGACUGGGACCCAUUUCACCUCCAGCAAGCCAGGUCUCCACAGCAUGCAAGCAGAUCAGUCCUAGCUUACCGAGGGCAGUGAAUGCAGCCAACCUGAAUAGACCUCCUUCAGAUACCAGGUCCGUUAUUUUGCAAGAGUCUCUGGUGUCCACGACUUUGAGUCUGACAGAGAGUCAAUCAGCCUUGAGUGUGAAGCAAGAGUGGUCUCAGAGCCACAGAGCCUUCCCUUCACUUUCAUCCAGCCACAGUUCCCAGAAUGGCACGGACCUAGGGGACCUUCUUAGCUUGCCUCCGGGCACGCCAGUGUCUGGCAACAGCGUCUCCAACUCGUUGCCACCCUACCUUUUUGGCAUGGAAAAUAGCCACUCUCCUUACCCGAGCCCUCGGCACUCAGCAACCAGGGCCCACUCCACCCGCUCUAAGAAGAGAGCACUGUCCUUGUCGCCACUGUCAGAUGGCAUCGGGAUCGACUUCAACACUAUCAUUCGUACUUCACCCACAUCCUUGGUCGCCUACAUCAACGGACCAAGAGCCUCCCCAGCCAACCUGUCCCCACAGUCAGAGGUCUAUGGGCAUUUCCUGGGUGUUCGUGGCAGCUGCAUCCCCCAGUCUUGUGCAGUGGCCAGCGGGCAGAAAGGCGUAUUGGUUGCCAGUGGAGGGCAUACGCUGCCGGGUUAUGGAGAGGACGGUACACUGGAGUACGAACGCAUGCAGCAGCUUGAGCAUGGUGGCCUGCAACCCGGACCUGUAAACAACAUGGUGUUGCAGCCCAGCCUACCGGGCCAGGAUGGCCAGACAGCCAACAUGCUCAAAACAGAGCGCCUGGAGGAGUUCCCCGCCAGUGCCUUGGACCUGGCCCCCGCUCUGCCUCUCCCUCUUCCUCCGCCUCAGGGCCCCCCACCCCCAUACCAUGCCCAUCCACACCUUCAUCACCCAGAGCUCCUGCCUCACACCCAAUCGCUGUCCCUGGCCCAGACUGGCCUGGAAGAGGAUGGGGAGAUGGAAGACUCAGGGGGGAAGCACUGCUGUCGUUGGAUAGACUGCAGUGCCCUUUAUGACCAGCAGGAGGAACUGGUGAGGCACAUCGAGAAGGUCCACAUAGACCAACGCAAGGGGGAAGACUUCACGUGUUUCUGGACUGGCUGCCCUAGAAGAUACAAGCCUUUCAAUGCACGGUAUAAACUGCUGAUCCACAUGAGGGUCCACUCCGGGGAGAAGCCCAACAAGUGCACGUUUGAAGGCUGCAAGAAGGCCUUUUCCAGGCUGGAGAACCUCAAGAUUCACUUGCGGAGCCACACGGGUGAGAAGCCAUACUUGUGCCAGCAUCCGGGCUGCCAAAAGGCCUUCAGCAAUUCCAGUGACCGUGCCAAGCACCAGAGGACACAUCUUGACACUAAACCUUAUGCUUGUCAAAUUCCAGGAUGUACAAAGCGCUACACAGACCCAAGCUCCCUCAGAAAGCACGUGAAGGCACAUUCUUCCCGAGAGCAGCAAGCAAGGAAAAAGCUACGGUCUAGCACUGAGCUCCAUCCAGAUCUCCUCACAGACUGCCUCGCUGUGCAGCCCCUGCAGCCAGCCACUUCCCCUGGAGAUGCUGCUGAUCAUACCGUGGGGCACUCCCCAGGGCCGGGGCCUGGGCCAGGGCCUGGGGCUGAACUCUAUUCAGCUCCCAUUUUCGCCAGCAAUCAUUCAACUCGAAGUGGAACAGCUGCUGGGGCCGGGCCACCCCCACAUCCUGUCAGUCACCCUUCUCCGGGACAUAAUGUACAGGGGAGCCCCCACAACCCCUCCUCCCAGUUACCUCCACUCACAGCUGUGGACGCAGGCACUGAGAGGUUUGCACCUCCGACUCCAUCUCCUCACCACAUCAGCCCGGGUAGAGUUCCAGCUCCUCCAUCACUGCUCCAGAGAGCACAGGCUCCCCACUCCCAGCAGCCACCAGGCUCACUCCUGAAGCCCUACCAGCCAGAAACGAACUCCUCUUUUCAGCCAAAUGGUAUCCACGUCCACGGAUUUUAUGGCCAGCUGCAGACAUUCUGCCCCCCGCAUUAUCCUGAUUCCCAAAGAACUGUGCCACCCAGCGGCUCCUGCAGUAUGGUGCCUUCCUUUGAGGACUGCCUGGUCCCCACGUCCAUGGGUCAAGCCGGUUUUGAUGUUUUCCACAGAGCCUUCUCAACACACUCAGGCAUCACAGUGUACGAUUUGCCUUCAGCUUCCUCAAGCCUCUUUGGGGAAUCUCUUCGCAGUGGCCCUGAAGACCCCACGUUCUUGCAGCUCAGCGCUGUGGAUCGCUGUCCUAGCCAGCUCUCCUCUGUGUAUACCGAAGGCUGAAAGCUCCCGGGGUUCUCCUGCACAUUUGGGACCUUUGAGUAACUCGUCGCCUCUUAUUUUCAUGCUCUCACAAGCCGUGUGAAGAACGUCAACCAAAUCCAUGGAGCCAGUAGGGUCGCUAGGACUGGAUAGUCAGACCUGGCUUUCAGAAAAUUUUGCACCUCUUCCAUCUUCUCAAUUUGCUGGGCCAGGUGACCAGCAGGAAUUUCUUUUCAAAGGGAAUUUAGAGUCUCACUUUAAGGAUGCCUGUUACUUCCAGGCUGUCAGCUCUCAAAAGACACCAAUGAAUAUGCACAAGAACGGGAUGACCCUUGCUAAAGACUCAGAGAAGACAGCCGAGCUACCAGAGGCAAAGUGUGCCCAUGCUCUUUCGUGUGGCACAGUGAUGCACAGCCGUGAACGGUGGGGGAAAUCCAUGUGCAGAGCACGUUAUGCCUUGGACUCUCUCCAACUCUGGCUUUACCAUUUGUCUUACAUAGCCCAUGCUAACUAGUUACUCUUCAGUUGCUUCUCCAAUGGCAAAAUAAGGUUUUAUAUUCAGUAACCUUCCUUGGUUUUGAACUUUAAAGACUUGCUAUUUACAUCUACUUUUAAAGGAAAAAUAUUUAAAGGUUUAUUCUUUUGAUAGAAGUCAUUAGCAUUUUUAAUCAGUCCCGGGUACGUGUAUCUUACCACAGCUGUAGCAAGAGUUUAGUAGUUUUGCAGUUUAGUAAAGGUUAUCUGAGGGAAACAGAAGAGUUCACACACACACACACACACACACUCACACACACUCACACCUGCGUCCAGGAUUAUUGCAAGAAUCCUCAUAUGCUGCGUAUAGGGGUAUAUACCUAUAAUCCCAGCACUCAGAAUAUACUCUGAGUUUGAAGCUACCCUGGUCUACACAGUGAGUUCCAGUCCAGCCAGGGCUAAAUAGCAAAGCCCCAAGAAAAAUACCUCUCAUGUAUGAUGGCUCAGUGGUUCCAUCUUGGAAACCUUUCCAUUUGAAGGGUUCAUGCAUGGCCUUUGCUCCAUUGCUCUGCCUGGGACAAAACAGGGUUCACAUUGAGUCACAUGUGUGGGUUUGUUCAGAAAGCCAAACUCGGGGCACCUCUUGUCCAGUCCCUCUGUGGUUCUGCUCAGUUCCCUGAGGUGAUCCUGUCAUCUGCCAUCUUCUGUACUGUUCUGCUCCAUGUUCAUACACACUCUCUCCCUUUUUCCUGAUUGUGGUCAGAUACACUGACGACCUGCCACAUUUUAUCAACUCUCGGGAAGGUUCUAAGAAGGCAGUGUUAUGGAACUCUGCUUUGAAGGCCUAGAAUUUUUCACAGAGCCUAAAACUGUGAUGAGCCUACAUAGACAUCAUUUUCUAGUGACAUUUUUAGAAAAACACUUUAAAAGGCCCCGUGUCCUAAGGGAAAGGAUACACAAAUAGGCCAAGACUCCAAAUAACGUGGUCAGUUCCAACAUUCUGGUCCACUCACAUUGUAGAAUUUUUUUCUCUUUAAAAAGGUUGUUUUAAAUAGAACUAAAGCAGAAUUCUUCAUGAAACUGGGCUCAGUAUCUCUUUCAAUGAGGCAGUUAAACAGCUCAAUGUCAGAUGUGGGUCCUGAGACUGUAUCCUCAUAGGCAGGCCUGUGAGCCUGGCCCCAUCAGAAGAGUUCCCCAAGUGUCUUGCUUCCUUCCAAGAUGGCACUGCAUACUGGAUGGGAAGAUGAAGAACCAAGUGUGGGUUCUCUCUCUAUCUCUCUUUUUGUCUCUCUCUCUCUCUCUCUCUCUCUCUCUCUCUCUCUCUCUCUCCCUCUUUAACAGCACAUUGGUUGGUCUAGUGUUGCCAAGAGGCCAUAUUCUUGGGGGGAAAACUAUCUUGCAAGCUUCUAAGUAAGUCACAAGACUUCAAAUUCUCUUUGUUAUUCUGAGAUUUAAGGAAGGAACCCUGUCAGUCUUCCUCAGCAGGUAAGCUCUCAAGCUGCUAGAAACUACCACCCUUCCAGAGCUCCUGUGUUGUCACACUUGGUCAAAGCAUGAACACAUAUACUCCAACACUGGUUUAUGUGAUUGCAACCCUCAUUUGACCUCUGUCACCCUCUAAAAAGAAGAGAGACCCUACUCUCAAAAGAAGCAUCUAUCCAUUCUUAAGUCCUAAAGCUUUUACACAGCGCCGCAAGCACAUUUCAUUUGGAUGAUGAGGAAGGAACAGAUGAGAGGCACCGUGGUCUUACAACGAAUCUUUUCUACUCUGUCUUAUGGAUUUGUUAAGGAAAGAGAAGUCAUAGCAAGGAAUGGAAGCACAGACCAUGCAUGACAUCUCUCCCUGUAGUGGAGGCAUGAGGCCUGGGAGCCAGGCUUUGCACUCAUGGUGGCCUUCCAUGUGACACUGCUUUUCUGGGUCACCUAAGUAGGAGGGAUCCAUGGAGAACCUGUGUCAUCAGGGCCUUCUUACUAGUUCAGACCUACCCCAGAGAGACGUUCUUGCUAUCAGAAGGCAUGAGCAGAGCUAGGUCCCAUGUAGCCCCUCAAAGGCCGUCUGGAAUAUUCCCGAUAGCCACUGGUCUGGGGACAGGGCCUAGAGUCAUGACACAUACUGGCUCCUUCAGAGUGGUAGGUUCCAGACUUUCUCCUCAGUAUGAAUGUGUUCUUGGCUUGCUUUGGCCUUCACAGUUCCAACUGUAUUUUGAAACAAUGAAAGCAGAGCUUGAAAACAUAAUUAUUCCCUUCCAUUCCUAGACCCUUUUAGCCCUGAUGGGUAGCCAUUUUCAUAAACAUCCAAACGGAAAUUGUCAUUCCGCUUUCAAAACAAAAACAAAACAAUAAAGACUAGUGCUCCUGAAAACAUACACAACCCAAAGACAAUUAUUUUAGUCCAUAAAAAUAAAAAGGUCAUUAUGACUAGAGUCAUAGCCUUCAUCCAUUGUCAUAACUCCCUAAAGGAACUACUUCAAAGCGUCACUUGUAAUUUACUCUCUGAUCGGCACACAAAUGCCAUUUAAAUAUUCCCUGGGCCUGUGAGAUAUGGUCCCUUACACGGGUCUCCACCACGUGACCCAGGUGAUUCUUAAGUGGAAAACAAGGUAUUUGGUAGACCUCAGCAGAAAGUCUCCUGACAAGAGUGUUGCUUACAUUCAGUGUCCUCAAGUGACCAUCUGCCAAAUGUACUAGCUCAGUAAUGCGAGCUUAGAACAGGGCUAACCUGUCUCCCUGUCCCAGAGCUCGUACCCCCUUCCCAUCCCCUAUUGGCCUGGAAGUAUUGACAGUGCUCAGUUGUAUUACUUGGUGUUUGAUUUGAUUUGACUUGUUUGGAUCAAUGUUGUUAUUGCCGUGGAUAAAAUAACAGAGACAGAGAAAACCAAACACAUUGGAGAAAAUGGCGCGUGUUCAAAUGAAGAGAUUUAUUUUGUACAGACAGAGAAGCGUCCUCGGUAAUGUUGCUGACAUAAAGCACUUUGGGGGGGGGGGGAAUCUGUUUUCCAUGAAUCACAUAGGCCCUUGUACAUUGUUCUAUCCACUCAUGUAGAGAAAUGAGCUGCGUAUAUCAUACUGGAUAUGGGGCCAGUUUGACGGUAGGAGCACAUGUGGUGCUUAUUGUCGUAAAUCUUUUAAGGAAUUAGGUACACUUUUUUCUAUUAAUAUGUAUAGUUUUACGAUUUGUCACAGUUAUGUUUCAUAUAAUCAUAAGUUAUUUUGUCUUGUUUCAUGAAGUCCUUUUUUUUUUUUUAAUGUCAAAAGUAAAAUGAAGGGAUUGUAUACUUGGCACAAAAUAAAACUGGAAAUCGAGGCUGCCCCUCCCGCCUGAAGCGCUCCUUCAGCGCGUCGGCUUAAAACACAAUGGUAACCGGUGUUGUUUGUUUGUUUGUCUCAUUGUUCUGUUCUCUUCUGUCACCAGCCUCCUCUGUAUUGGGGAUGGUGAUUAUAAUUAAAAGCAGAUGCGGGGGGGGGGGGAAGGGGUGUCCAAGGCCAGCUUUAAAAUGCCGCAUCGCUUUGGGCCAGAACUGAAGCCUGGAUUUAAUUAUAGAUAUGAGGACGAAAUGGCAGUAAAAAUGAAUGUCUCCCUGAAUCCUUUACAUGUUGGGAGUGUCCAUAAAUAAAACAUGAAGUUUUAUUUCAUCACAUUUAAUUAAAGCUUUUAUACAUGUUUUA